AAACGCCAUGGAUACAGCUAGUCACAGUCUAGUCCUCCUGCAGCAGUUGAACAUGCAGCGUGAGUUUGGUUUUCUCUGUGACUGUACAGUUGCAAUAGGAGAUGUUUACUUCAAGGCCCACAGAGCAGUGCUAGCUGCUUUUUCAAACUACUUUAAGAUGAUAUUUAUUCACCAGACAAGUGAAUGCAUAAAGAUUCAGCCUACAGAUAUCCAACCAGACAUAUUCAGCUACUUGUUGCACAUCAUGUACACUGGAAAAGGUCCAAAGCAGACAGUCAACCCCAGCCGGCUGGAGGAGGGCAUUCGAUUUCUCCAUGCAGACUACCUUUCCCAUAUUGCAAUUAAAAUGAACCAGAUACUUUCCCCAGAGACGAUGCAGUCUUCAAACUUAUAUGGAAUUCAGAUCUCAACUGCACACAAAGCAACAAAGGAAGGUCUUGGAGCAAAAGAAAAUCUGACAAAUGCCAGCAACAGGUCUGCUAACCAGGGCGAUCACCCACAGUUACAGCUCUCACUUGCCAUUGGACUAGAUGAUGGUACCCUCGAACAACAGAUCACCCAUCCUUCCACCCAAGCAGCUGUCAAACCAGUGGAGGAGCUUCAGAAAUCAUCUGUGUCUAUAAAGCAGGAGAAAUGUGACCCCGAGCCAGUGGUGUCCCAAAGUCACACGUCGCCCUCUCCAGAUGUUUCUAAAACUAAUCUCAAAAUGCAUUUAUGUCAUUACUGUGGGGAGCGUUUUGAUUCCCGUGGCAAUUUGCGGGAACACCUGCACACUCACGUCUCUGGCUCACUUCCCUUUGGCGUCCCAGCCUCCAUCCUGGAGAGCAAUGACCUUGGUGAAGUGCAGCCUAUUACUGAAAAGGGGGAAGCUAUUGAAAGUCACCGGCUCGGUGCCUUCCUACUGAAAGAGAAUGAGCAUCCGUCAGAACAUCCAAGCCAUAGUAACACAGAGCCGUUACAGUAUGGCCAGUUGUCGCUAAUCUCCAAAGACACUGAGCCUGUGGAGUUAAACUGCAACUUCUCUUUUUCAAGAAAGAGAAAAAUCAGUUGCACAGUCUGUGGCCACAAAUUUCUCCGAAAGAGCCAGUUGCUGGAACACAUGUACACACACAAAGGGAAACAAUACAAAUACAACCGAUGCCAAAGGUUUGGUAACCCAGUAGCCCACAAGUUUCAUCCUUAUUGUAACAGUUGGUCUGAUUGUACAGUAAAAAGUUCCAGGCUCUCUCAAGAUCACCUAGAUUCAUCAUGUGCAUUGGAGUCUGAUCUUGCUCCAGAAAAUGUUGAUGCAAUCCUCGUAGAAUAG
Emys orbicularis (European pond turtle) is the source of this 1306-nucleotide messenger RNA. RefSeq names its product zinc finger and BTB domain containing 25 (gene ZBTB25). Lineage: Eukaryota; Metazoa; Chordata; Testudines; Emydidae. Gene Ontology annotation, molecular function: DNA-binding transcription factor activity, RNA polymerase II-specific; protein binding. The record is from RefSeq and is a predicted model, not a curated record. Gene Ontology annotation, biological process: regulation of transcription by RNA polymerase II. The coding region runs from base 8 to 1306 and encodes 432 amino acids. The transcript is spliced from 2 exons. Gene Ontology annotation, cellular component: nucleus.